Capsicum annuum is the source of this 1483-nucleotide messenger RNA. Its product is annotated as phosphatidylinositol transfer protein 3. NCBI's taxonomy places the organism in Eukaryota, Viridiplantae, Streptophyta, Magnoliopsida, Solanales, Solanaceae. Gene Ontology annotation, molecular function: phosphatidylinositol transfer activity. The record is from RefSeq and is a predicted model, not a curated record. Bases 295 to 1224 code for a protein of 309 amino acids. The transcript is spliced from 6 exons.
GUCUUAUUGUAGUCAGUUUGCAGAUUGUCUCACAUGGUGUGCGCCAUUCCUAAACAUCUCCAUUAUUCCCAUUUUAUAUAUCUUUAAUAAUCAGUAUGUACAAUGUAUAACCCCCCACCCAACCCAAACAAUUUCUGACAAAACUGACCUUCUUUCAGUUGACUCCUGUUUCUCUGAUUCUUGAUCAUUCAGAAGAUCAUUCUUGAGCAUUAUCCAAGUUUUCAUUUUUACACUUACCCAGUGUGCAGUGGUUGAAUAGUUUAACUGAUUAUACCAGUAAAGUUCCCUGAAACUAUGAGUACUGGUCCAACAAAAUCUAUGUCAAAUGGCUUUGAGAAUUCUUUGAGACCGGAAGAAAAACAGACCAAGAUUGAUGAGAUGAGAAAAUUGAUUGGUCCGCUUUCAGGUAAGUUGGCCCUUUAUUGCUCUGAUGCAUCCAUUUCAAGAUAUUUAACGGCUCGAAGCUGGAAUGUGAAGAAGGCAGCUAAGAUGCUUAAAACGACCCUGAAGUGGAGAUUUGAUUACAAGCCUGAAGAAAUUCAUUGGGAUGAUGUGGCUAUUGAAGCAGAAACAGGCAAAAUUUAUAGGUCAAACUAUAAAGACAAAUAUGGGAGGCCAGUUCUUGUCAUGAGACCUCGAUGCCAGAACACGAAGUCUAUAAAAGGACAAAUCAAGUAUUUAGUAUAUUGCAUGGAAAACGCUGUUAUAAAUCUCCCAGAAGACCAAGAACAGAUGGUCUGGUUGAUUGAUUUUCAUGGAUUCAAUUUAUCACAUAUCUCAGUCAAGGUGACAAAAGAAACGGCUCAUGUAUUGCAAGACCAUUAUCCUGAAAGGCUGGGCAUAGCUAUUUUAUAUGAUGCACCCAAAAUAUUCGAACCAUUUUGGAAGAUAGCAAAGCCUUUCUUGGACCCAAAGACUGCCAGCAAAGUCAAAUUUAUGUAUUCAGAUGACCCCAACAGCAAGAAAAUAAUGGAGGAUCUGUUUGAUAUGAGUCUGGUGGAGUCUGCAUUUGGCGGAAAUGAUGAGGCUGAAUUUGAUGUCAAUAAAUAUGCUGAGAGGAUGAGAGAAGAUGAUAAAAAGUUGUCUUCAUUCUGGAAGAUAAAAGACGAUAAUUCUGCAUCAAGUGCACAACCAACUUUGACAGCUGACCCCUCUUUAGAGUCGACAAAUUCAGAUUCUGAUUCGGAAGUCAUAGACGAGAAAGCAGAGAAACCCUUCUCUUGAUGUUGAUGAAGAGGAAUUAUCAGUUGAGGAAACUUUGCCUGGAAAUGGGAAUGUUGACAAAUUAAAGCAGUGCAACUAAGGACAAUGUCUUCAACUUUUCAUUUUUUGCUGUUUUUUUGAUUGCUCCUAGUUUUGCUGACUAAAUGGGCAAAUUAACCAUUUCACCAAGUGGUUCAUAACUUAAGUUCUCGGCAGAGAGCAUUUUAAUCUAGGUGGUGUACUGAAUGAUAUGUUAUAAAAUGAGUGUUCUGCCUCUUAA